GGACUUCCAAUGAAUGCCCCUUCCCCCGUCCGGUCGAUUGUCGAAACCGCAUUGCAACGUGCUCAUGGCACAAUUGCGGGAUUACUUGCACAUUGCAGUACCAACUCCAUUGAUGGACGUCGCAAUAGAGGUUGUCGACCUUUACGACUACAUUGCGAAAAUCGACCGUGAGUUCAAGACACAACGGUACGACGACAUCGACGCGCCAUUGUUAUACAUACACAUUCAGAUCGGAGAGGCAACCUGCAACGCUUUGAUCGAUUGCGGAGCUACUCGCAACUACAUGAGCCAAGACUUUAUGGUACGCGCUGGCCUUGGGCCACGCGUUCGGAGGAAGUCGCAGCCCACGCAAGUCACAUUGACCGACGGUCACACGCACAAGUCAAUCGACCGGUGCAUUGAUGUCGUCCCCAUGUACUUUACCCCGCAUGUAAGCGAGGUCGUGUCCUUCGACAUUUUGGACACCAAGUUCGACAUGAUCUUGGGCAUGUCAUGGCUGCGAAGCGAGGAUCACCAAGUGAACUUCUACCGCCGCACCGUUCACGUUCGUGACCGGAACAGACUACUAGUCCCAUGCACGGUACCUCCUCCUCACCCUUCGAUCAGCUGCCACGUGGUGUCCGCCGCAAGCAUUCGAGCUUCCAUCAUCCGGGAUGACAUCGAGGAGAUGGGGGUGUGUUUUCUCCACGCCCUCCCGCCCCAAGACAUUCCAUUGACGGACUCACCACCGGACCCACGAAUCACCGAGCUUCUCGACGCCUACGGCGACGUGUUCGAAACCCCCCACGGAGUAGUACCGGAUCGGCCCAUCCACCACGAGAUCAUCCUCGAGGACGGGGCCGUACCUCCGCGUGGUUGCAUCUACCGCAUGAGCGAGGAAGAGUUAAGUGUGUUAAGGGCACAACUCGACGACCUUCUCGAGAAAGGUUGGAUUCGGCCUAGCUCUUCGCCAUACAGUUCUCCCGUUCUCUUCGUCCGGAAGAAGAACAAGGAAUUGCGGUUGUGUAUCGAAUAUCGCAAGCUCAAUGCGCAAACCGUCAAGAACGUCGGCCCGCUUCCGCGCAUCGACGACCUCCUCGAACGACUGAGCGGCGCCAAGUUCUUCUCCAAGCUUGACCUCAAAUCGGGAUAUCACCAACUCGAGAUCCGGCAGGAGGACCGCUACAAGACCGCGUUUAAGACGCGAUAUGGGCAUUUUGAAUGGCUGGUUAUGCGUUUUGGCCUUACGAAUGCCCCGGCCACAUUCCAAGCGGCUAUGACAACGGAGUUCCGACACAUGCUGGAUAGAUUCGUACUCAUCUACCUCGACGACAUCCUGGUGUACAGCUGGAGUUAAGACGAGCAUGUGGAACACCCGCCCACUGUUUUGGAGCGGCUACGACAAGCCAAGUACAAAGCCAACCGC
Molecule: messenger RNA, 1405 nt
Organism: Chara braunii
Lineage: Eukaryota; Viridiplantae; Streptophyta; Charophyceae; Charales; Characeae
Source: the annotation of a GenBank genome assembly